Dicrocoelium dendriticum is the source of this 1901-nucleotide messenger RNA. Lineage: Eukaryota; Metazoa; Platyhelminthes; Trematoda; Plagiorchiida; Dicrocoeliidae. The record is from the annotation of a GenBank genome assembly.
CGCCGGUGAGAUGUCCCGUAUGCGUUUGGUUGCAGCCCAAGCUUGGCUCAAGCUUGCUCAUUCCCAAUCCUAUGUGGAGAACAUCGAAGUGGACUGGUAUCAGUCCAUGACUUAUAUCAUCUGCGAUCCUUGUCCUCAAGUUCGAUCGCGUUUUCUGAUGAAACUGAAUCAAGGGUUAUAUCGUUUGCGCCUUCCGCUUGAAUACAUGGCCAUGUUUGCACACGCUGCUGACGUUCCUGACUCGGCGUUCAAGCAACGCGCGAAACAAUUUUUACACGGCAAUAUCCAGCGACGCCGAGACUUUUUGAAUCGACAUCCAUCAUAUCUUAAAGAUGCAAAAUUUCUCUAUGGACUUCUCCCUGAUUUCGUACUUCCCUACCUCAUUUAUCUCUUGGCCCACGACCCACAGUGGUCCCAUCCCUACGAUGUUAACCGGCUGAAUCGAGUUAAAGCUUCUCUUUGGUUCGUUAUGGAACCCGUCGUAACCCGCGGGCACAAUUUCGUUUUUCUUCGCAAGAUCAUUGAGAAAAUCAAACACACACGAGACGCCCUGGCCCCUGAUAAUGCCCUGAUGAAUAUGAAACUGUACAUAACGUGCGAUAUUGCCCUGGGCCUCUUGUUAACUCGUUCUUCCGAUCUAACCAUCAAAGAAUAUCCUGUUGACGUGAAGCUACCAAAGACCUUAUUUUGCGCCGCUCCUUCGGAUUUCAAGAAUCCCGACUUCGCCCAACUAUUGGGUCCGGCGAUUGAACAUACUAGAACUCAUGCCGGAACCAGCAAUGGCGAGACGAUCGGCGUUAGACAGCCGCUGAUACAGUUUACCCCAUCAAAAUCUGCGCGUUUACUAAAGGACGCUCUGAUGCCCGCGGAACUUCUUAAAGAGAGGCGUCAAGGCGCCACUGCUUUGAAGACCUCCGCUGUCGAUUCUACUUCAGUUGACCCAUCACUUCCCCCGAACGCUGGCAAACCUGGUCAUUCCACUGCUAAUGCUUCCCAACUUCCGAGAGAUCGGCAUGUUUUAGAGCCGAAUGAAGUCGAUUCAUCCGCUAUCCUCACUGAUAACGAGAUUCCCCGGUCAAUCGACCUUGACGAAGUGCCAGAUCCAAACUUGACGACUCAGAGCAGUAGUCGAAGUAUUCCCACUACUCAGUCUACAAUUUCGUCUGCUCAAUCGUCCGUCGACAAGCGGACACCGGCUCCGAAACUUGAACCGCAUGCGAUCACCGGAUGUGGCCGCAAGCGAAAGCGCCGACGAUCAUCCGCAGAUGUCACCUUAAAGAAUCUGCUUAAAUCUUCCCCUAAAAAGAGCUCAAAAACUGCAGCGGCUCCGGGUGUUGUGUCAUCGCCAGCGACUAUGCAAUCCAAAAAGAAUGUGAGGAUAAGACAUGCAUCUCAGUCCACCCACCUUAAUACCAGUAUCACAACUGUUUCCCGAAAAACUACACCGGGAAGUAACCUGCCCGGUGUGAAAAAGAACAACCAGCUCAGCGCCGACAAUUCGUCUACACGUCUAUGCUUGCGGAAGUCUGACUCACAACCGUCUGUGAAAAAGCGUGGUCGUACGCCAAUCUCAGCCGAUCCAAAAAGACCCAAACUCGGGGGACCAAGCACCUUGGAAAUCGGUCGUAAGGUCUCUCGGCGGAGUUCACAAUCAAAACCUUCCAGAACCAGCAACAUGACUCGAGGCCGGAAAAAAUGAAAAACUUGAACUCUGCUCCAUGCAUUUGAAGUACAGUCGCUUUUCUGUUCUUAAUCAUCUUCGACACCUUCCACCUUAUUGUACUUAAACAUACUCUAUAUAUGUACAGAUCUGCGUAUUGUUUCAUACCCCGAAACAGUAUCUUUUUAUUUCCAUCAGUUUUAUCUAUCCAUUACGCAAAUAUAAUCUGUAUUAAACCGGC